This is a messenger RNA of Saccharomyces mikatae IFO 1815, 702 nucleotides long. RefSeq names its product putative monooxygenase CAT5 (gene CAT5). NCBI's taxonomy places the organism in Eukaryota, Fungi, Ascomycota, Saccharomycetes, Saccharomycetales, Saccharomycetaceae. Gene Ontology annotation, biological process: ubiquinone biosynthetic process. The transcript has a single exon. Gene Ontology annotation, molecular function: 3-demethoxyubiquinol 3-hydroxylase activity. The record is from RefSeq and is a predicted model, not a curated record. The coding region runs from base 1 to 702 and encodes 233 amino acids. Gene Ontology annotation, cellular component: mitochondrial inner membrane.
AUGUUGCUGCGCGCUUUAAUAUCUAAGCCUGUUAGCAGAGGCUUUUCUGUCUUAUCAUCAUUAAAGGUAACAGAACAUGCAUCAGUAAAACACGCCGAAAAGUCAGGGCACGCUCCCAAAUGUGAAAAUCUAUCAGAGGCUCAGACUGCUUUUUUGGAUCGUGUCAUUCGUGUGGACCAGGCUGGUGAGUUGGGUGCAGAUUAUAUCUACGCUGGCCAAUACUUUGUCUUGGCUCAUAGGUACCCCCAUUUAAAGCCCGUGCUAAAGCACAUGUGGGAUCAGGAAGUACAUCAUCAUAGUACCUUUGACAACUUACAACUGAAAAGGAGAGUCAGGCCCUCCUUAUUGACGCCAUUUUGGAAAGUUGGAGCCUUUGCAAUGGGGGCUGGUACCGCAUUCAUUUCUCCGGAAGCCGCCAUGGCUUGUACUGAAGCUGUAGAAACCGUAAUCGGAGGCCACUACAAUGGUCAAUUGCGAAACCUGGCCAAUCAAUUUGAUCUAGAAAGAACUGACGGAACAAAAGGCCCAAGUGAGGAAAUCAGGUCAUUGACUUCUACCAUCAAACAGUUCAGGGAUGAUGAGUUAGAGCAUUUGGACACCGCUAUCAAGCACGAUUCUUAUAUGGCCGUUCCAUACACAGUUAUUACAGAAGGUAUUAAGAUGAUCUGCAGAGUUGCUAUUUGGAGUGCCGAGAGAGUUUAA